Salmo salar (Atlantic salmon) is the source of this 2021-nucleotide messenger RNA. Its product is annotated as G-protein coupled bile acid receptor 1-like. Gene Ontology annotation, biological process: G protein-coupled receptor signaling pathway. NCBI's taxonomy places the organism in Eukaryota, Metazoa, Chordata, Actinopteri, Salmoniformes, Salmonidae. Gene Ontology annotation, molecular function: G protein-coupled bile acid receptor activity. The record is from RefSeq and is a predicted model, not a curated record. Gene Ontology annotation, cellular component: plasma membrane.
UCUUUCUGAGGGGCAGCAGGACAGUUCUCUGUAGCGUUGGCUAGAUUCACCACAGGGAGUGUGUGUAGUGUGGCAAGUCAUUUAGAGAGUGUGGAAGGUCACAGAGGAGAAAGGUUGUUAUUUGGGAUCUGAAGGCUGUUGAUAUAAGCUGUCUGUGGCAUACACCUGUUCUCUGAUCAAAUGAUAAGGCGUUUCUCCUUCACAGGGAACCGACGACUGAAUCUCUUGUCCUACAAAGGCUUCCUGCAGUUUAAUGGGAGCUGUGGAAGUCUCCGUAGCAGUGGGGGCGCAGGUCUGGCACACUAAGGACAACUGUGGAGGAACACAACCACCGCAGCCAUGGAUGACCUGGCCAAUGACUCUGCUGUGCGGCCGCUGCUGUCGGAGGCACGUCUCAUCUACGCCAUCACCGUGCCCCUGUCCACCGCCAUCAUCCUGGCCAACCUGGUCAUCAUCCUGAGCAUCUCCUGUAACCGUCAGCUCUACAACACCCCAAACUACUUCUUCCUGAGCCUGCUAGUGGCUGACCUGUGUACGGGCGUGGCCCUGCCGUUCAUCCCCUGGAUGGGACUCAACCGCCCGCUGAGUUUUAGCUCCUGUCUCCUGGUUCAUAUUUUUCCGAAUUUCUUGUUUCUGGCGUUCCUGUUUAACCUGGUGAUAGUUCAUUAUGAGAGGUACAUGUUCAUCGUGAGUCCGUUACAUUAUAGUAGCUUCUGGGUUCACCGCCGCUUCCCGCUGGCGCUGCUCGCCGUGUGGGCGCCGCCACUGCUCUACGCCUCCCUGCCCGCCUUCGGCUGGAACAACCGGGCCGGCCCAGGGUGGAACGGCUGCUGCUCGUUUAACGACACGGGCGCGCCGGGUGCGCCGGUGAACUGUUCGACCGUGGUGACAGCGGGAGCGGCGCCGGUCGGCUCAGAGUGCUGCUCUUACAGACGGGUUUUCCCCAACGCCUUCAUCUACCUCGAGGUGUACGGGCUGCUGGCGCCUGCCAUCCUGUCCAUCGCGGGCAUGACGGGACGUGUGCUGUGGAUCACCCGGGGCCAGAUGAAGGACAUCUGCCGGCUGCACCGCUCCGUGGCGACCAGGGGUGGUGGUCAGACCUCGGAACGGGAGCAGAGGCUCAACCUCCGCUACACGCGCUGCGUUGCUGCUGUGUCGCUGACCUUCCUGGCCUGCUGGGUGCCCUACAUCAUCUACACACACGUCUGUGUGACGUUUCUGCUCAGCAAGGAGACGCGCGGGAACUCCACCACACACAUCGUGCUGUCGUGCACGGGGAUCGGGAGCAUGGCAGUGAUGCCGCUGGUCCUGGGGUUGGCCAACAGGCAGUAUACGGACCCGGUGAGGAAACUUCUCCAUAAACUCCGAGACAGAUGGAGGAGGAGACAGGACUCUGAGGAUAUGGCUCUCUGAGUAGCCAGGACAGGACUGCUCUCACUUUGGGGAUGGACGUGUGGGAUUAUAAAUGGGGAUUAUAGCAUAUGGAUGAUGAAGCAUCCUCUACUCCUCGAUGAUGUUUGAUUGCAGUGGCGCCCCGAGUCUGUGGACCCUGGCUGUAAGGGAGAAGUUGCAGAAAGACCCCAUUCGAUGUGCAGGACUGGUAGGGUUGCCCCACCUCUCCCAUGUCUGUCAAUUUAUAGUCACAGCAUUGAAAGCAUGUGUGACUCUUGCCAUUGGGGCCAUUGAGCGCGUUAUGUUUAAAGCCAUUAGUAUACACGUGUACACUAUUUGGGUAGUCAUAAUAAAUUCAAAACAAUCACUGUAAAAGUCACCAAUCUUUUUAUUUUGAUUCAAUCCAUUAGAGAUAAACAUAAUGUUAUGAUUUAUCAACAGAGACCUCUAUUAUGAUGACCUGGGCUCAUUUCUAUAUGAAAGAGCAGAUGGGCCGAAUUAAGAUGGAUCUAAUUGACUACUCCAUCAAUCACUACAGCAUCUCAUCUCCUCCCCCUCCCCCUCUCUCUCUUUCUCUCUCUCUCUCUCUCUUUCUCUCUCUUUCUCUCUCUCUCUCUCUCUCUUUCUCU